This is a messenger RNA of Pezoporus occidentalis (night parrot), 2428 nucleotides long. RefSeq names its product mal, T cell differentiation protein 2 (gene MAL2). The coding region runs from base 37 to 573 and encodes 178 amino acids. The record is from RefSeq and is a predicted model, not a curated record. NCBI's taxonomy places the organism in Eukaryota, Metazoa, Chordata, Aves, Psittaciformes, Psittacidae. The transcript is spliced from 4 exons. Gene Ontology annotation, cellular component: membrane. Gene Ontology annotation, biological process: myelination. Gene Ontology annotation, molecular function: structural constituent of myelin sheath.
CUGGCCGCGCUCGGCAGCAGCCGCCGCCACAGCAACAUGUUGCCCAGGAGCGCCUCGUCCAUGCCGCCGCCUCCCAACCCCGCUGCCUACUUCCCGCCUCCCCGGGUCACGCUGCCCUCCGGCCUGGAGAUCCUGCGCACCUACUCGGGAGCCGUCAUCUUCCUGGAGAUCCUGUUUGGAACAAUAGUCUGGAUUUUGGUAGCUUCUACCCGAGUUCCACUGCCACUGCUGCAGGGAUGGGUAAUGUUUGUAGCAGUGACUGCAUGGUUCCUGUCCAUUGUGUUCCUGUGUGUGUUCCUCUUCGGUUAUGCAAAUAGAAUCGCUGUCAACUGGAACCAGACGGAUUUUCUUUUCCAUGGGGCUACUUUUGUCUUUUAUUUUGGAGCUUUUCUACUGCAAGCAGCAACUACAUCUCUGCAUCACUUUCCCCGCAAAUUCAAUUCCACCUCACAAGAGAAGAUUAUGGCAGAUCAUGAAUAUAACAUAAGCAUAGCAGCCUCGAUUUUUGCCUUUGCAACAGCUGUUUGUUAUGGUUGCAGCACAGCCCUGGCAUUAAGGAGAUGGAGGCUAUAGCACUUGAAGAGAGGUUGAUGCCUGAGUGUUCUGCGUCAGAUCAAAUUAAAUGCUACUUGUCUGUUUUACUGUAAUCUAAUUCCAAAAGACUUAUUUUUUUGCUUUAAAUCUGUUUCAAAGUGCUGAAAUGCAAAUAACUCCUCAUAAGGAUUUCCCUAAAAGAAAACAAGUUUGCAUCUCUUCCCUUCUGAUUUUUACUUUUAUUCUGUACUCAUGAAAAGCAUACUUAUUGUAUGGUAUUACAGAGUUCAGGGAUAAACAGAUACAUCAUUAGCAAAUAAGAGAAUUCUAGUGCUAAAUCAGAAGAGGAAGAAGAUGGAAACUAAACCAAUGUGUUAACUGCAUAGGCAGCUAAAAACCUCCUCCCUUGUUAAAUCCUGGGAUUGGGCCUUAAGUAUUUUGCAGCAUUACAGUGCAUUCCACACAGGUGGGGGCUUCAGGCUCCUUUUAGAGUCAUAGGUUUUCUGUGUGCUGCUCCUUGUGCGGUCAGAGCCCAAGCUGACUUUGUGAUACCAGUUUAGUAUGUAUAUUAUUAAUUUUGAUGUACAGAGAAGAUAUUUUAAAUAUACUUCCAGUGAAAUCUUUUGAUACUCUUUUAUAGCCAUAUCCACCUAUGGUUAUCUGAUCCUUAAAGCUUCAUGUGUUCUUUAGUGCAUGGAAACUGGGACUGUCAGUCAGUAGUUGAUUAGUUUUAGGAGUUUAGCUUAAUCAGAUCUAUUUAUACUGCAAAACUGAAACAGUGCAUCUGUGUUGUGUGUGUGUAUAUACAUGGUUUAUUUUUGUUUAACAGGAAUAUUUGCACUGUUUUACUUUGUUAGAGUACAACUUUGGAUUUGUUACUUCAAGUGCUGCAUUUGUUACUUAUUAUGUGAGUCAAUAUCAUUUGAAUGGAAUGUAACCAAAUGGUGAAUAAUGUCUGACCUCAAUUCUUGCAGUGUUGUUAUUUGUUGCAUUCUAAACCUGAAGUGUUGUAAAGGUGUUUCUAUUUGGACAGGUGCCUACACAAAUGUCUUACUGAAAGCAGAGGAAUGCAGAGCGGUUCGCCCACUGUGGAGUUUGCUUUUGGCACAAAUGAGGUUUAAUUGAGCCUCUCUUGAAUAUCCAUGUUGUAUAAUGGCAUUCAAUAUUUUAUAUGGAAAAGCAAUGUAACAAAACUAAAGGAUGGCAUUGCGCUCUGCUCUGACACUCAUGCUGGUCUGCAGAUGGUGAAACUUUUUGUAAUGGCAGUAGAUGAUUUUUACUCUUGUCAAUAGUGCCAAAUUGAUCACCUGGGAGAAAAAAGCUCCCUGUCAUUCAUAAAACAGCAUGCUCACCACAUCUUGCCAUUGCACCUGAAUACUCUGUAGAGACCAGCAGUGGUUGGGUAAGGGAAGACAGGACUUUCCUCAUUCCCAGGCCUACUCCUUUUCCUGGAGCCAACCAGGGUGUCUGCCGUGGAGGUUACUUUAUCAGACUUGUCAGGUAGAAGGAUUUCUGAGAGGCAGCCACCCCCAGCAGGGCCCUGCAGUCCCUGCUGACCCUGUACAGGUUCUUAGGGAUGACGUAGCAGUGAGUGGCAUUCCUUCUGACUACUGGAACCAGUUGAUUGUCCUGAAUUACUGCAGUGGGAUGAUUUUGCAUAUCCUGUUUCCUUAAAUUUUUAUCUUCCAAAGAUUUUGUACUCUGGCUGAUUUAUUACCUGCCCCCCCCCCGUUCUCUAGUUCUCUACUUGCAUUGAAACUUGUUUUGUGAACAUUUUAUCUGUAGCCAUAUACUUUUAAAAAUGCUUCAUAUUGUAUAAAAUACACUGGAGUAUAUGGAUGAAAGUAUGUAACAAAAAACUUACUCUAAGCAUUAAAGUUACUUAAUAUAUUUA